AGUAACGAUGUAAGUUAUAUUGAAUUAAAUAAGCGUCGUUGAUUUAAUAAAUUCGAAUUACUUAGUUCAAUAAAAAUUUAAUUUAUUAAAUCAAAAUAUCGUUGAAUGAAUAAUAGUUUGAUUGCAAUUACAAAAACUCAUUGGUUAAUUAUUUAUAUAAUAUUUUUGUUGAUUCGUAUAGAAUUUUUCGUUAGGUGGAAAGUAGCUUUCGAGUAAAUUGAUUAGUUUUAUUUUUACAUUUUAUUGACUCGACAAAAUUGUUUGCCCCCACCUAUUAUUAUUAACUGAAAUGAUGCCACCGUAAAAAUUACACAUAUGAAUUCACCAUGUAUAAGAUUAUAUGUCAUAUGAUGAUACUAUUGAAUUCAAAUGUAUAUUGAAACAAUAAAUAAUAAUCUUAAUCCACUAAACAUCGUUUACGUACUUAAUGCAUAAGAAUUCAUUAUUUCAGGAUUAGGAAUUUUGUGUGACGGAAAACUUGAAAGAUGACAUGCUGUACCAUCUUGCUCAGAGUUGGUGACUUUAGCAUAAAUAAUUAAAUAUAUUACAUUAUUACCUAUGUUAUUAUAAGUGGUGAAAAUAAGGCAAGAGCCUUUUAAGCGAAUUUUGUCAUUAUUAACUGUGUUUCACGCUGAUAUUAUCACCCGAUAAAAAUUAUUUUUGGAUAUGGCACAACUACCUAUUAUACUGUUUAAGAUGUAUAUACAUCUUAUGUAAGACAUAGGCAUUUUUAAAUUUUGAUUAGCUUUCAUAUUUGCUUAUAAUUGUAUUGUAAUUGUAUUGUAUUGUAUUAAAUAAUAAUUUGUUGCACAUUUUAAUACAAUUAUAGAAACUCUGAGGAUAACUUUUAUUGUUCAAAUGGACUGUGCAUAGAAAUUUCGUGGGUUUGUGAUGGCCGUAAGGAUUGUUCAGAUGGUUCAGACGAGAUCAAAGAGUUGUGCGUUUGAUACGAGUAUGGAACAAAUACGUCCAUCGAUUGCGGUAAAGUAAAUAUAAACAACCAAGUAUUAUUGGAAGGAGGUAAGAAUAAAGCAACGGUUGAAAUAGCACCUUGGUUUGUUGCAAUAUUUCAAUUAUAUGAUAUGGAUUAUCAAUUUAUAUGUGUAGGAUCACUUAUUGCUCCACAUUUAGUCAUUUCUGUGGCUAAACCUUUUUGGGAAAAAGGUAUGUUAUCUAACCAGAUAUCAAUAAAUGAUGGUCUAUACAAUAUUGUUGUUGGGAAAUAUGAUAGAAAUUUUAAUGUUAUUGACAAUGACUUAACUCAAAUAAUGGAUGUAGACAUAAUAUACGUGUCUAAUGGCUAUAAUAAAAAUGAAAAUGGGCUCCACAAUGACGAUAUAUCUGUACUUAUAUUAGCAAACAAAGUUUCGUUUAGUAAUGGUAUUACACCUGUUUGCAUCGAUUGGAAUAGUAAAUAUAAUACACAGGAUGGUGAUCAAGGACAGGUAAAUUUUUAUAAUUUAUAGUUUGUUGUUUCAUUAAAUACUUAAAUUAUAAUUUGAAUUUGGUUGCCUGGUUUAAUUUUUACAAAGUGGUUAGAGGUUAUAGUUAAGCUAUGUGCACAAGUUAGUAAAUUUUGCUAGUAGCUUCACAUCGAUGUAUUCAGAAUAAAUUCAGAAAACCAACUGUAAAUAAGUGACAAAUUAAGGUCAAAAACAUAAAAUUUUCACAGUACAUUUUGAUAAAAAUUGGGAAAUUGUGUGUAAUUAGGCACUCUAAGUUAAUUUACGUAACAGCUCUGCUCUGAGGAACCUAAAA
Molecule: messenger RNA, 1758 nt
Organism: Acyrthosiphon pisum (pea aphid)
Lineage: Eukaryota; Metazoa; Arthropoda; Insecta; Hemiptera; Aphididae
Product: modular serine protease-like
Exons: 4
Coding region: 1083-1466 (127 amino acids)
Biological process (GO): proteolysis
Molecular function (GO): serine-type endopeptidase activity
Source: RefSeq, a predicted model, not a curated record